Molecule: messenger RNA, 459 nt
Organism: Schistosoma bovis
Lineage: Eukaryota; Metazoa; Platyhelminthes; Trematoda; Strigeidida; Schistosomatidae
Source: the annotation of a GenBank genome assembly
AUGUCUACGUUACCUGAAGGUUGGGUAUCUCGAAUCAGCUCUAGUAGUGGAAAACCAUACUAUGUUAAUACAGUUACAAAUGAGUCACAAUGGGAAUAUCCUCAGCAUCCAGUCAUAUCCACAAAUAAAGUUCGAUGCUUACAUUUACUAGUGAAGCAUAAUGAAUCUCGACGUCCCUCAUCUUGGAAACAACAGAAUAUCACUCGAUCUAAAGAUGAAGCCUUAGAUUUAAUAAAAAAAUACAAACAACAAAUUGAAGCUGGUGAAUAUACAUUUGAAGAACUUGCUCGAACUGAAAGCGAUUGCAGUUCAGCUCAUUCUGGUGGUGAUUUAAAUUUCUUUAGUCGUGGUCAAAUGCAAAAACCAUUUGAAGAUGCUGCAUUUAAAUUAGAAAUUGGUGAAAUGUGUGGUCCUGUAUAUACAGAUUCUGGAAUUCAUUUAAUCAAACGAAUUGCAUAA